AUGAUCGCUAAAGAACCAAACCACACUAACGUCUCGAAGAUCGAGGAGGUCGAGGUCGAUCCCGCACCGACCAACGUCCUCGCUCCCCUCCCCGCGCGGAAGAAGGGCAUACUCCUCUUCUGUUUCUGCCUCGCCGUCUUCAUGGAUGUGGCAGGCACCAGUGCGGCGUUUAUCAUGACCGCGCCCAUCGCCGCCGACCUCGGCCUCGAUAUCGGUAACAGUAUCUGGAUCGUGUACGCUUACGGGAUCCCGUUCGCCGCGCUCCUCCUCUUCGCCGGCCGCGUGGCCGAUCUCUACUCCCCCAGCCUGGUAUUUGCAUCCGGGUUCCUUGGGUGUGGGGUUCUUAACCUCGUCAUCUCAUUUAUGACUAACAAAUACGCGUUCCUUAUCCUUCGUGCCAUCAGUGCAGUUUUUGCCGUUUUCACCCUCCCGUCCAGCGUGAAUAUGAUCGGCGCCGACCUCCUCCUGGCCCUCCUCGUGCUUUUCAUGUUGUCAUGGACCCAAGUCGAGGGUCAAGGAUGGAACAACCCGCUCUUCAUUGCGCCACUGGUCAUAUCCCUCGUUCUCCUCCCCCUCUUCCUCCUAUGGGAGAACAAGCUACCAGUUGGCUUCUCCCUCCUCCCACACGGCAUGUGGCGGUUCCCCAACAUGGCCCCGCUCGUCAUCUCAGCCCUCACCAUAUUCCUCUGGUACGCGCCCUACCAACUCCGCAUGGCGACGUACUUCCAAGUCGUGCUACACGACUCGGCCAUCAUCACCGGCGUCAAGAUCCUUCCUAUGGGCGUGACGGCCUGUAUCGUCGGGGGGGUUGCUCAGCACGCCUCAGUCCUGCAUAAUCCUCGAUACUCCGUACCUAUUUCCAGUAUACUCUGUUUCGGCUCAGGCCUCCUCCUGGCGUUCUCGGGCGGAGGCCACGGAAAAGAUUACUGGCGCUAUAUCUUUCCAAGCCAGAUCAUUGGCACAAUGGGCGCAAUGGUCAUCUACGUCAUCAUGAACACAGUCCUGAUCCAGACGUUUCCCCAGGACUUUGCCGGAGUCGCUGGCAGUUUCGUCCAGGUCCUCUUCCAGAUCGGGGCGGCGAUUGGGAAUGCCGCCCAGGCUGGGUUCUUGGGCGCGCAUACUGAUUCUGCCAAGCAGGGAGAGGCGCUGGCCGACUGGACGACGUCGCGAAACAGUUUCUUCUUCACGUCGGCUGUGAUCGGCGCUUCGGGGGUGGCUUUCGCCCUGCUAUUCCGACACGACCUCAUGCCCAAGGCUGGGCUCGAGGACCAGACUGUCGCUGCUGAGGCUGAGCGUGAGGGCGCGCGCGAUGCCGAGGCCCGGCAAGUUCACGCUGUCCCGACUAUUAACUGA
Molecule: messenger RNA, 1353 nt
Organism: Cutaneotrichosporon cavernicola
Lineage: Eukaryota; Fungi; Basidiomycota; Tremellomycetes; Trichosporonales; Trichosporonaceae
Exons: 6
Coding region: 1-1353 (450 amino acids)
Biological process (GO): transmembrane transport
Cellular component (GO): membrane
Molecular function (GO): transmembrane transporter activity
Source: RefSeq, a predicted model, not a curated record